AUGCCGCUAGGCCCUAUUGGAAAUAGUGAAUUUGGUUUGAGGAAGAGCAGAUGUGAAAAGAUUCCAGACUUCAGAAGCAGUGUGACUCAACAGAAUCUCGGAACCUUGGAGCGGAAUGUAGAUGGGAUGAGCAAGGCUUGUUCUGAGAAGGGCAAGGAGACCCUUCACCCUGGGGCUGGCGCGUCCGAGUCUAGCGAAGGCGGGGCCGAGGAGCCACCGCGGCGGAAACGGCCAGGGCGGGCCAGCGUGCGGGCACGAGGCCGGCUGUGGCGCCAGCGCUGGUGUGCCCAGCACCUGGCUGACAACCGGGUCAAGACCACCAAGUACACAGUGCUGUCCUUUCUGCCCAAGAACCUGUUCGAGCAGUUCCACCGCCUGGCCAACGUGUACUUCGUCUUCAUCGCGCUGCUCAACUUCGUGCCGGCGGUGAACGCCUUCCAGCCCGGCCUGGCGCUGGCGCCCGUGCUCUUCAUCCUGGCCGUCACGGCCUUCAAGGACCUGUGGGAGGACUACAGCCGCCACCGCUCCGACCACGAGAUCAACCACCUGGGCUGCCUGGUCUUCAGCGGGGAAGAAAAGAAUUAUGUGAACCGAUUCUGGAAAGAAAUCCAUGUGGGAGACUUUGUGCAUCUUCGCUGCAAUGAGAUCAUCCCUGCGGACAUUCUGCUGCUCUCCUCCAGUGACCCCGAUGGGCUGUGCCACAUCGAGACUGCCAACCUGGACGGAGAGACCAACCUGAAGCGGCGGCAGGUGGUCCGUGGCUUCUCAGAGCUCGUAA
Galeopterus variegatus (Sunda flying lemur) is the source of this 778-nucleotide messenger RNA. RefSeq names its product probable phospholipid-transporting ATPase VA. Gene Ontology annotation, molecular function: ATPase-coupled intramembrane lipid carrier activity. The annotation marks the transcript as partial. Gene Ontology annotation, cellular component: plasma membrane. NCBI's taxonomy places the organism in Eukaryota, Metazoa, Chordata, Mammalia, Dermoptera, Cynocephalidae. The record is from RefSeq and is a predicted model, not a curated record. Gene Ontology annotation, biological process: phospholipid translocation. The transcript is spliced from 4 exons.